UUGUAUUUUUAAUUCAGGUUGCAAAUCAUUGGGAUGGGUGAUCCAUCAGAUAAAGGGAGCCUAUGGAAGAGACAGGGCCUGCCUGUAAAAAGUGACAGUGUAAGCGACAUUGACUACUUGUCUGAUGAUAGCGAGGAGGACACAAUGUUCACUUCUUGCAUCAGCAACAUCUAUUCGAAUGUGGAUGGCUCAAAUUCUCCAUUGCAAGGGAAUUCUCACACAGAUCCAUCAGCUUCAUCAGAUGCUAGCAUUUGUUCCUUGGAAAGCACUGUCACAUUAUUCAAGAAGCAUUUAAUUGAAUUUCAGGAUUUUUUUAAUGACAGCUGGACAAUGCGAGAGACCAGCUUCUGUCAGAAGAGUCUGUCCAAGAUGUCAGAUAUAGUGGAGAAAAUGGACAGAUUUAAUCAGACAAACUUCAAUGAACAUAUGCUGAAAAUUCUUCAGUUGAAUAUUGAGAGUUUGUUGCUAAGCACGAAGGCGUUUAUACAAUGCUGUAGUAGCCUUCAGUACUCGAAGCAUAACAGUGGUGUUGCCUUAUACCCAGAGGAACUUAUACAGACCAUGAAGGUUUUGAUAAAGCAGUCCAUCAGAGCAGUCGACACAGCAUGGCUCACUUUUCUACAAUCAACUAACUGCCAGAUUGAUGAGUUUCCAGCUGACCAUGCAUGGCCACAAAAUCUAUCUAGUGAAGGUGCAACUGAAUUAGAACAAAAUGAUACCAUGACAUAUAAUCUGAAUGAGACAGACAAUGUUUCUCCAAAUAAAUAUAUAAAAAAAGAGCUAUUUAAUGAAGAAACAUUUACAAAAGAACCUGAAAGUGUAAUGAAGAUGAAUUUGUAUACAGAAGAUGCAGAGCCUUCCAGCAAUGUGACAAGUGACACCAGUGGACUUAGUCCGGUACAUGUAGAAAGAUUAGGACCUCAAAACCUUCAACCACCACAAAAUGGGGAAAACACAGAAACUACGCCAAGAAAAGGCAAUUGCUUCAACACUCAACCUACAUUUGCUCUGGAGAAAUGUUCUGUGACAUUGGAAAAACAUAGACACAUACCCAAAAUACAGCAAGGAACCAUGCUUAAUCAUAUCUGGGACGGUGGUUCUGCCGAAAUUCAAGACCAUGAAUUACUGCAAAAGAGAAAUGUUACAGAGCAGAGUCUUCAGAAUGCAGACAAAAGAACUUCACUCACCAAACCAGAAAAAAUAAGAAUUUCAAAAAGUUUAUUGGCAAAUUCGGAGAACAGAUCUAAAACUGGAAAACACAAGAGGAAACCAUGGAGCAAAAGUCCAAACAAAACAGCAACAAAGAAGCCAACACUACAGAGUCUACCAAUGGGGAAUCUGCCAACUCCGUGUAAUGAUAGAGGAACACAAACACCUUCCAAACUGAGUGCCCUUCAGACAAGUUCCACUGCAGCUCCUAGAGGAAACACCAUUAUACACAACAAAAAUCCAGAAAGGAAAAGAUAUUCCAAGUCACCAUCUGAAAUUCUAGAUAAACCAGAGAACAAAAGCAAAAGAUUGGAACAGUCUCAAACAAUAAGUAGUGUCAACCACAAGAAGACGACAGAGUAUAAGGAUGAUGCUAAUCCAUCAAGUAAGACAGAUAAGUUACUAUUGAAUCAAGAUCACCCUCUCACAACAUUUGUCUCAUCACUAAAAUCCUACCAAUGCAGCCCAAGUUCUAUGCAUGUGUCCCUCCAAGUGGCCUGUGUUGAGAGGAAAGUGUUAGCUAGAAGACUUCGCAUAGAAGAGGCAAAGAAACAGCUUGAGAAAAAGAAAUCAAGACACAGUUCUCGUAAGAGACCAGUGGAAACAAGGAGAAGUGAGAAAUCAGACACAAGCAACGGUAACAGGUCCAGGAAGUCAUUGGACGAAAAGACGAGCUCUACCCCACAGAAACGACUCAAGAAAAUAUAUGAUGUGAACAAAAAGAAUUCAAAAGACACCAUUUCAAUUUCAAAUUCUUCAUACCAUUUGGCUGACCCACAUGGAAAGUCAGAAAAAGACAGCAAUAACAAUAGAUCUACCACAGAACAAGAUGUUCAAAACUCUAACAAUUUAGUCCCUAUUAACAAAGAGUGUUCUGAAGCAGUCAGUUCACAACAAAAUUGCGUAAACAAAGGCUGUAAAACACAGAGUGUGCAUCAGAUUGGAGCUCUGAUGCUGUUGGAGGAUGAGGACCAGUUUUUUCUGAACCAACAGGCUGGCCUUACAGCUAGAAUCAAAAGUAUGAGAAAAAUGAAGACAAGUAGUGGGGGGAACCUUCCAUCACCCACUCCAAACCACACCCCAGACCAAGCUGAUGACAUCCACAAACAGCCCCGACCCAAAUAACUAUUCUUAAAGUUAACAAUCAUUUUAUAAUCUAGUGUAAAGCUGGGGAUAUUUAAUUUAUUUAACCAUUAUACCUCAUUAUGUGUAUUCUUAAAAAUAUAUGUAUAUAUGCAUUUCUUGCUCUUGCUGAUAACAAAGUGCUAA
Molecule: messenger RNA, 2478 nt
Organism: Magallana angulata
Lineage: Eukaryota; Metazoa; Mollusca; Bivalvia; Ostreida; Ostreidae
Exons: 1
Coding region: 34-2334 (766 amino acids)
Source: RefSeq, a predicted model, not a curated record